Messenger RNA from Colletotrichum godetiae, 627 nucleotides. RefSeq lists its product as uncharacterized. The coding region runs from base 1 to 627 and encodes 208 amino acids. NCBI's taxonomy places the organism in Eukaryota, Fungi, Ascomycota, Sordariomycetes, Glomerellales, Glomerellaceae. The record is from RefSeq and is a predicted model, not a curated record. The transcript has 2 exons. Gene Ontology annotation, biological process: mycotoxin biosynthetic process.
AUGUCUUUCAAGUCUUUGAAGUCUCAGUUACUAGGCCCCUCACUCGGGCUGUUCGUAGCGCUCUGCGUAUGCCUCGUCUUGAACUUGGGCGCUCUCUUCUUCUCCUUUCGCGUCUUGACCCGCGGAUCACAGUCAUACACCUAUCUCGAAGGUGACCGGCCUCAUGAGCUUCCUAUCAAGGUCCGUACCAUUCAAGCCAACUUCGUAGAUGACUCUGAGCACUACGGGAUGGAAGGCUUUGCUUCUACGGUUGAAUGGAACGCUAUACGUCCCCCUGGCAAGGGUUUCGUCUUCCUGGGUCAGGAGCACUUCGCAUUUGGCGUGUCAAUGUGGCAUCAGAUGCACUGCUUAAGCCACAUUCGUGCCGUGCUUGUUAAUGGAGACGACGGGUCUGACCAUACAGAGCACUGCUUCCACUACUUGCGGCAGGGCAUUCUCUGCGCCGCUGACACGACUAUCGAACCUGGCGGUACAAACAAGAAACUGGCCAAUGGCGACAAAGUCGCUGCAGGUGAAGGAGCUGUACACACCUGUCGGGAUUGGAGACAGGUACACGAUUGGAUGGCGGAACAACACGGAAAAUGGACACCAGAAAUGUUUGAGAGAAUCAAUGAGUCUAGUCUUUAG